Episyrphus balteatus (marmalade hoverfly) is the source of this 905-nucleotide messenger RNA. RefSeq names its product sperm flagellar protein 1. The record is from RefSeq and is a predicted model, not a curated record. Gene Ontology annotation, cellular component: axoneme. Gene Ontology annotation, molecular function: microtubule binding. Gene Ontology annotation, biological process: regulation of cytoskeleton organization. Lineage: Eukaryota; Metazoa; Arthropoda; Insecta; Diptera; Syrphidae. The transcript has a single exon. Bases 100 to 804 code for a protein of 234 amino acids.
UUUCUAUGAGUUUUAUAUCAACAAAUAAAAUGAAACGUCAUUUAUUUUCUAAUAACACAUCAAAUUUCCGCAAGAAUCAUUAGAAAGCUUUAAACAAUCAUGAGCAAGAAACUGACAGAAAAUCAACUUCAAGAACUUCAAAAUUGGUUGAAUAAAUUCUCUCUAAAUAAAAUUUUCGUUGCUAACAAAUUGCACCGAGAUUUGUCUGAUGGAGUAAUAGUUGCAAUGAUGUUGAAAGAAAUGUACCCAAAAUUAAUAGAUUUACACAACUAUUCAUCAAGUUCUUCAGUUCAAUUAAAACGAACUAAUUGGGAGACUCUUAAUAAUAAAGUAUUCAAAAAACUUGGUAUUCAACAAAAUUCAAAUAUUCUUGAUUCGAUUUCAAGAUCAAUUUCGGGAUUUAUAGAAAAACUUCUAUUUACAAUUAUGCGCAAUGAAGAAGCUUCUGCACAAAAAAUUAAAUUUCAAUUGCAAGAAGAAGAUGAUUUGCCUUAUGCCAUGAAUGACGAAAUAGUUAUGAUCAAUAUGAAUAAGCAGAUUGGUGAUGGAAUCAUACAAGUUCCUCAGAAAAUGAUUCUUUAUUCGAUUUUUGAACAAACAUUUCGGGCAUCCAAAGAGAAAGAUAUUAAGAUUGAUUUGCUUUAUCAAAAAAAUGUUCAUUUGGAAAAUUUGAUUGAGUUGAAAAAUGAACGCAUUGAAGAAUUGCAGGGACAAAUUGAAAAAUUGCAAAGUGUCAGGAAACUUGCAAGUGAAGAAUCCCUUAAUGUAUCGGAACCAAGUUCAACUCUUUUUAAAAUAGAGUAAUUUGUAUAAAUUUAAAAUUUUAUAUUAGUAUUUUUACAAUUUCAUAUGUCUGUAAAUAAUUGAAUUUUAAUAAACUGGAAUGUCGUUUGGAGUUUAGAAAA